Pyricularia pennisetigena is the source of this 1614-nucleotide messenger RNA. RefSeq lists its product as uncharacterized. The record is from RefSeq and is a predicted model, not a curated record. Lineage: Eukaryota; Fungi; Ascomycota; Sordariomycetes; Magnaporthales; Pyriculariaceae. Gene Ontology annotation, molecular function: DNA-binding transcription factor activity, RNA polymerase II-specific; zinc ion binding. Bases 1 to 1614 code for a protein of 537 amino acids. Gene Ontology annotation, biological process: regulation of DNA-templated transcription. The transcript has a single exon.
AUGUUCCUCGAUGACAAGACACCAUCCAAGUCGGCUGUCGAGAGAGACAACCCACCACCCCGGCGCAAGGCCUGCCAAGGCUGCAUCAAGGCCAAACGACGCUGCGAUCUCGGCUUCCCGACAUGUCUAAGGUGCUCGCACAGGCACAUCGAGUGUCUCUACGACAGCGCCGUGUCCAUUAAUGGAAGCAGCAGCGGGAUCCCGCCAAGCCGCCCUGCACGUUUUGCCAAAAAGAGGCAGACCCAGGCAACCAGUGGGCACGCAGCCUCUGAGGCGGCUUCUCAGCCCUUGUCGCUGUCCGGCACCUAUGGGACAGCAACCAACAUUGAUGGUUUAUCAUUUUUGGACGAUCCAUCAUUAACGAGCUUGCCCGUCUUUGACGAUGCUCCACCAAGUGGCUUUCCAGGAUCAAAGACGGCCGAGUUCAUCCCAAAGGAUGAUGGCAUCUUUGCCUAUGGGGGUUCAUUGGAUAAUCUUCUCGGCCUUUCUACUCAUAGUAAUUCCGUUUUUGAAGGUCUGGACCUGGACCUUGACGUUUUUCAAGCUCCUCCACAGAACAUGGAUCCAGUGCCUGCUCGCCCAGAGGAACCACCACAUACAGACCUGGUUUACCUGCCGGUAGCGACCCCGACCGCAACGACGUCCUUCAACAUGUCAUACAUGAUACGUACCCGCUUGUCAUAUACGAUACCGAUAUUACUAGGUGCACCCAAAGCCUUUGUCGAGACGACAGGCACGCCGUGGAGCCAUCCGUCUCUCUACAAAGAUGGCUUCCCACCCAUAAUCGAGGAUAUGUAUGCCGCAUGCGCUUUGUACAUGGCCCGCACUCCAAGAAAUGACGCCGUCAUCAUGCGAUCCAUCGAAGGCAAGCUGGCCAAGGUUAUAAACGAUCCCCUGCCGUCAGUCGCUUCGACGUCUGAGGUCUUGUACCGUACCCAGGCGCUUCUCAUGUACCAAAUCAUGCGGACGCUGGAUGAGGGUCUCGCCAGCCGGGCCCACGAUGCCGUCGCCACGGCCGCGUUCGAGGAGUCAAUGAACACUCUGAAAGAUCAUCUCAUCAUCGAAGCCGGCUCCACCGACGUGUCGACGACAUUCAUGUUGAGCAGUCUGACCGCGCAGUCUAUUACCGACUUUGAAAAGGCGGCAUCGCUGCAGACGAGGCAACACGGAAUUCGGAGACCCACGAAACCCCUGCAGCUCUACCCGCUUGGCCCGACCCGCGCCUUCUGGGAGCAGUGGACGUUUAAGGAGUCGGUGCGCCGCACCUUUCUCAUGGCGUUCUUCUUCUCGCAGCUGACGAGGCUGGUGACGGGGGCAACGCUGGGGACAUGCACGGGUCGGACGGCCACCUGGAACUGCUGGACGCUUGCGGGAGACCUCUGGGGCGCCCCGGACGCUGUCGACUUUGCCCAGGCCUGGAACACCAAGCACGAGGUCGGCGGGGAGGCGGAGGGCGGCUGCGGUCCGAUAAUCGUCUCGCCGGGUCAGAUGCAGCGCGUGCUGCAGGAGGCAAGAGCGGAGGACAUGGAUGAUUUUGCGCGUAUGAUAUUGACUACCACGUUGGGCGUCGAGGAAGCCAAGGCCUGGCUGGCCUCGAAAGGCGGAGUCUUGUGA